AUGCUGCAAGCGGGAAGGUCGAAAACCUAUGAAACAGUCAAAGGGAGUUGGAGUAUAAGGUAUGGCACGGGAGACGCUGCGGGCUUUUUCGGCAGGGAUACGGUACGUUUUGGCGCACCAGGUACUGACCAACUUGUUGUUCCUGGAACCACGUUUGGACAGGCCAAAACUAUAGCAAACUUCUUCGCUAGGACACACCAUGAUGGCAUUUUGGGACUUGGAUUUACCGAACUUGCAAAAGAUCAUGUUGUUCCACCACUUAUUCGUGCUAACAGUCUUGGAUUGCUUGACAAACCAAUUUUUACGGUGUAUUACAGCAGAAACGGAUACAUAAAAGACGUUUAUGGAGGAACCAUCACCUAUGGUGGUUUAGACACUAUAAAUUGCGAGGAGGAGAUUACAGUUCAAAGUGUGAAAGUUCAGAUAAACGGUUUCUCCGCUAGAAAUUAUAAAACAUAUGAGACAUGGGAAGCGAUAUCAGAUACAGGGACAUCGCUGAUUUCUGGACUACCCAUGGUAGUUGCAAAGCUAGCCGAACGAUUGCAUGCACAGCUCAACCUCUCCUACUCCCUCUACAUACUCGACUGCAAUGCUGACGCUGAAGUGACCAUCACAAUCGCUGGAAAGGACUACCCUAUUACGGCUAAAAACUUGCUCGUCCACAUUAACCAAAAAACUUGCAUUUUGGGACUCAAGCCAAGAAUCGGCGCUUCUUUGGGACCACAAUGGAUUCUUGGUGGCCCAUUUCUGCGGGAAUACUGCAAUAUUCAUGACAUAGCCAACAAAAGGAUCGGUUUCGCUAGACCAGUUGAAAACUAA
Cylicocyclus nassatus is the source of this 819-nucleotide messenger RNA. The record is from the annotation of a GenBank genome assembly. Lineage: Eukaryota; Metazoa; Nematoda; Chromadorea; Rhabditida; Strongylidae.